AUGAGUUCGAAGAAGGUUCCGUACCACAAGCAUCGGGAGGCUGAGGAGGCGAGGAAGAAGAGGGAGGAAGAUGAAGCUGCGCGUGUAUAUGCGGAAUUUGUUGAGUCCUUCAAAGGUGAUAGCUCAUCUGGGGCUAAGUUUGUCCGAGGUGGUGUGAUCGACCCCAAUGCAAAGCUGAAGACUGAUUCAGAAGGUGGAAAGUCCAAAGAUGGGGGGUCUGUUCCAAAGAAGGGCAGUAGGUACGUCCCAUCCUUCUUGCCACCAUCAUUUGCGAAAGAACCUGAGAAAAAGAAGGAAGAGGAGAGGCCAAAGGAAAAGGAAAAAGGAAAGCCACGAGUAAUAGAUAAAUUCUUGGAGGAACUUAAGUUUGAACAAGAGCAACGGAAAAAGCGCAGUCAGGAUCGAGAUCACCGCCAUGAAGGUCGUCACAGCGAUAGCUCCAUGCCCUCUAGCCGGUUUGAUGAACUACCAGAUGAAUUUGAUCCGACUGGAAGAUUUCCAGGAUCAUUUGAUGAUGGUGAUCCUCAAACCACCAACUUAUAUGUUGGCAAUCUAUCUCCUAAGGUCGAUGAGAAUUUUCUUUUGAGGACCUUUGGUCGGUUUGGACCUAUUGCUAGUGUCAAGAUUAUGUGGCCUAGAACAGAAGAGGAACGCAGAAGGCAAAGAAAUUGUGGUUUUGUUGCCUUCAUGAAUAGAACAGACGGACAGGCAGCAAAGGAUGAGAUGCAAGGUGUUGUUGUGUAUGACUAUGAACUGAAGAUUGGAUGGGGUAAAUCUGUUGCUCUUCCAUCACAGGCUUUGCCUGCUCCUCCUCCAGGACACAUGGCAAUCAGAAAUAAGGAGGGUGGUACAGUCAUACUUUCUGGUCCUGGCGGCCCUGCUGUUGCAUGUGUUACACCACAGACCUCAGAGCUGGUCCUUACACCAAAUGUUCCUGAUAUUGUGGUUGCUCCACCUGAUGAUGGACGUCUUCGGCAUGUGAUUGACACAAUGGCUCUGCACGUACUUGAUGGUGGAUGUGCUUUUGAACAAGCUGUAAUGGAGAGAGGGCGAGGAAAUCCUAUAUUUGAUUUCUUGUUUGAUCUUAAAUCUAAAGAGCACACAUAUUAUGUUUGGAGGCUAUACUCAUUUGCUCAGGGUGAUACUUUACAACGAUGGAGAACAGAACCAUACAUCAUGAUCACAGGAAGUGGAAGAUGGGUUCCACCUCCCUUGUCAUCCAACCGAAGCCCUGAACCGCAAUCUACAUUUGCUGCUGGUAGAAGCAGGCGUGUUGAAGUGGAGCGUACAUUGACUAACUCACAGCGUGAUGAAUUUGAGGACAUGCUGCGAGCUUUGACAUUAGAGAGGAGCCAAAUAAAAGACGCCAUGGGAUUUGCCUUGGAUAAUGCUGAUGCAGCUGGGGAGAUUGUUGAGGUUCUUACAGAAUCAUUGACACUCAAGGAGACGUCUAUUCCAACAAAGGUUGCUCGGCUUAUGCUGGUGUCUGACAUCCUUCAUAACAGUAGCGCACCUGUGAAGAAUGCAUCUGCAUUCCGAACGAAGUUUGAAGCUUCUUUGCCAGAUGUUAUGGAGAGCUUCAAUGACUUGUACCGCAGUAUCACUGGAAGGAUUACUGCUGAAGCUCUGAAGGAGAGGGUUAUGAAAGUUCUACAAGUUUGGGCAGACUGGUUCCUGUUUUCUGAUGCAUUUCUGAAUGGGCUGAGGGCUACUUUUCUUAGAUCAGGCAACUCUGGUGUCGUUCCGUUUCACUCGUUAUGCGGUGAUGCACCUGAAAUUGAAAAGAAAGGUAGCUCUGAGGAUGGAAAUGAUGGAUUUAAGCUUAAUGAAGAUGGUGCCUUGGCUACUGGAAAGGCAGCAGCAACAAAGGAGCUAUUAGGGCUCCCGCUAGCUGAACUUGAGCGCCGCUGUAGACAUAAUGGCCUCUCUCUGUGUGGUGGUAAAGAAAUGAUGGUCGCCAGGCUGCUUAACUUGGAAGAGGCUGAGAAAGAACGAGUAUAUGAGAAGGAUGUUGACAUGAAAUAUGUGCAGGGUGAACAGCAUACUAUUGGAAGUGGUGUGAAUGCUCAUAGUACUUCAAAAUUUGGUGAAAGUCCUAAUGGUGAUGAAUUAGAUGUCUCUCGGAACAAUAUGAGAGCUGGUAAAGGACGUUCUGGAGAAUCUGCUUCUGCCGAACUUGAAUCAUUUCCAAGCAAGAAGCCGAAAUAUGAUCCUGUUUUGCCAGCUUCUAAAUGGAGUCGAGAGGAUGACAUCAGUGACGAUGAAGAUAGAAAAGGUGGUCGAGGCUUGGGAUUAAGCUAUUCAUCUGGAAGCGAUAUUGCUGAUGAUCUUGGAAAGGUCGAUACAACAGAAGCUAGUACUGACCACACAAGUCAUCAUCAUGAUACGAUUGUUGAUGAAGAGCACAGGCAGAAGUUGAGGCAGAUUGAAAUUUCUGUCAUGCAGUACCGUGAAUCUCUUGAGGAGCAGGGUCUGCGUAACUUGGAUGAGAUUGAGAGGAAGGUUGCCAGCCAUCGAAGGCGGCUUCAGUCAGAAUACGGUUUAUCCACUUCAACUGAUGGUGCUAACAACAGGCGAUCUUCUGAAAGAACAUCAUCGGAGCGGAAAGAGAGGCAUGACGAUGCACAUGAUUACCCUAGGAAACGGCGUCGGAGCCAGAGUAGAAGCCGCAGCCCUCCAAGGAAGUCACAGGAGAGGGAUCGAGAGCACAAUCGCAGUAGAGACCGAUCGCAUGGCAACGAUGCCGGGAGGGAUAGGAUGUACCCGAUGUGUUAUGCUCAAAACCAAUGUUGGAUACACCCAGACCCAGAAUUGUCAGCAUCAGACAACCGAGAUCUUGCACGGCUUCCCUGGUGGGAGCUGGUUCGUGUAGAUCUUGCACGGCGUGCGAGUACUGUUGGAUUUCGUGGAUACACUGGUCUAAGUUGUCAAGUUCUUGAUCUGACCUUAUCAGUUUUGCUUAUAAGGAUGGGGGUUUACCUCAGCACUCCAAAAACUGAUAAGCUAUCUGAAAAUGGAGAAAAUGAUAGACUUAAGUUUGGUCUUUCAUCUAUGCAAGGAUGGCGAGCAACCAUGGAAGAUGCUCAUUCAGCAUUGCUAGAUCUUGAUAACGAGACAGCAUUCUUUGGUGUUUUUGAUGGUCAUGGAGGAAGAGUGGUUGCCAAAUUCUGUGCAAAAUAUCUGCAUGGUCAAGUUCUCAAAAGUGAAGCCUAUUCAGCUGGUGACCUAGGAGCUGCUGUCCAUAGAGCUUUCUUCAGAAUGGAUGAAAUGAUGCGAGGACAGAGAGGUUGGCGAGAACUAUCUGCACUUGGAGACAAAAUAAACAAGUUUAGUGGUAUGAUAGAAGGAUUGAUUUGGUCUCCAAGGGGCAGUGAUUCAAAUAGUCAACAAGAUGAUUGGGCUUCAGAGGAGGGACCUCACUCCGACUUUGCUGGGCCUACAUGUGGGAGUACUGCAUGUGUAGCACUAAUAAGAAACUCCCAACUUGUUGUGGCAAAUGCUGGUGAUUCCCGAUGUGUUAUUUCAAGGGGUGGAAAGGCAUACAAUCUAUCAAGGGACCACAAACCAGAGCUUGCGGUUGAGAGAGAAAGGAUAAUGAAAGCAGGGGGGUUCAUCCAUAUGGGACGAGUAAAUGGAAGUUUAAACUUGUCAAGAGCAAUUGGAGAUGUGGAAUUGAAACAGAACAAAUUCCUGCCUCCCGAGAAGCAAAUUGUGACAGCCAAUCCUGAUAUUAACGUUGUGGAGCUCUGCGAUGAUGAUGACUUUGUUGUUGUAGCAUGUGAUGGCAUUUGGGACUGCAUGUCAAGCCAACAGUUGGUGGAUUUCAUCCAUGAGCGUAUAAACAUCGAGAGCAGUCUAUCUGCCGUGUGUGAAAGAGUGCUUGACAGAUGCCUGGCUCCAUCAAUGAUCGCUGGAGAUGGGUGCGAUAACAUGACCAUGAUCCUGGUGCAGUUCAAAAAACCAGUCGAUCGGAACAAAAAGGCCGAAGUAGCAGGGCAAUCUGCCAACAAUGCAGAUGAAGUCAAGAGUCGUGGUGGAUCUUCAGAUCACAACCGUGUGCCCCGUCAUCCUCCGUUUAUCGCCCGUCGAGCAUUUCAGCUGCAGCUUUCGGUCAUCUACAGCCCUCGAAACUGCGGCAAAGGGUUGGCACAAAAUCCGAUUCCCGGACCUGACUCCGAAUACUCGAACCUGAAUUACCGGCUCGCUAUUUCGGAUUGUAAUAGAAUAAACAUAGAAGGUGCUUUAUGUUUGCCGUGUUCCACAAGGAAGAGAGCUAGUUAUAGACCUUUCCGAGUGUACAGUUUAUUUGGAGGGAAGAAGGAUAAAGAUGAGAACGGUGAUGAGGCGCCAUCAAAAGCAGGAAUUUUUGGUAAUAUGCAAAAUCUAUAUGAAACUGUUAAGAAGGCCCAAAUGGUUGUCCAAGUUGAGGCUGUCCGGGUGCAGAAGGAGCUUGCAGCGACUGAGAUUGAUGGUUAUUGUGAAGGUGAACUAAUCAAGGUUACACUUUCUGGAAACCAGCAACCUAUUAGAGUUGAAAUCACGGAAGCUGCAAUGGAGUUGGGUGCUGAAAAACUUUCCGAGUUGGUCAACGACGCUUACAAGGAUGCACAUCAACGGAGUGUCCAGGCCAUGAAAGAGAGGAUGGCUGACUUGGCACAGAGCUUAGGAAUGCCUGCGGGCCUUGGCGAUGGUCUCAAGUGA
Messenger RNA from Miscanthus lutarioriparius, 4701 nucleotides. Lineage: Eukaryota; Viridiplantae; Streptophyta; Magnoliopsida; Poales; Poaceae. The record is from the annotation of a GenBank genome assembly.